This is a messenger RNA of Hyaloperonospora brassicae, 1281 nucleotides long. The record is from the annotation of a GenBank genome assembly. Lineage: Eukaryota; Oomycota; Peronosporomycetes; Peronosporales; Peronosporaceae.
AUGACCAUCAAGACCGACUUGGGGACCGCUUCAACUUGUGACGCUCCCGAAGCUCUCGAGUCGCUGCCGAUAGCGCUGGAGGAACCACUGGUGAAGAAGCGUCGGACCAAGAACUUCCAGCUGCGCGAAGACCUGGCGAAAGCCCGGGGCGUCGUGACGGUCCACGUGCCGGCGUUCGCGCCCCUGACGUUCGCCACGUGGGACGCCUUUAUCGAGACGUGGAAUGGCUACAUGGAGCGCACCAAGACCAUGUACCGACGUCGCAGCUCGUCAACCACGACGUACUGGAACAGCAAACACAAGUUCAAGAAGUACCCCGUGCCGGAGGAUUUCAAGUACGCGACGAUGGCGUACUGGUGCACGCACGGGUGCAUCCAGCCGUCGCGGGGCCAUGGCGUGCGCACGCACUUGCACAAUCGGUACACGGGCUGCUCGGCGCGCGUCACGGCCGACGUGGUGUUUGAGAUGGUGGCAGGUGAUCCGAGUAAGGUGCGCUGGAUGGUGCGCGUGCGGAAUCAGAUUUCGCAGCACAACCACCGCAUUAGCGACGAGAUUUACAACUGUUAUGCCAAUAACAGCUCUGUGCCAGAUGAGCUGUUGUUGGGGCGAGAUGCUGAGUCACAUCACAAGCAAAGGAUAAAGCAAGGGAUGGAUGAUGCAGCGUUUGAGCCGCCGAAUGUGGAGAUGGAUGCAAUAACAGUUGACCCUGCCUUCUCGCUUCGACCUCCUCCUGACUCGAAGGCGGAUGUAAAGACGUCUGUGGUGACGACGACACCCACAGCUCUCUCAGGAUUGCUGCUGAAGGAAGCGCUGGCUAACGAGCACAAGAUGAAUAUGGCGGUCUCGGAGAUGCAGCCACUGAUUGAUGAGCUGAAGAACACCCCGUCGCGGGUCAUCCACAAGAGGCUGCAAGAUGUGUCGGAGAUGGUCGCACAUUUGCAAGCAAAGUGGCACCAAGAUCGUGUUGCAGAAGAGGCUGUGCAAACUCAUGCAGUCACGUCCGUUUCUUCUUCCGCUGCAGAACAAGUCGUAGCUGCGCCAAGCGAAGCCCUCGGCAAGUCAACAGUCAACGGGAUUCCCCCGGUUGCCACUUUGCCCCCAGGCGCUGCUUACUACCUGACACCACGUGCGGAGCAGAUACCGAACGAAGCGAACAGUGCGGCUUUGGCAUCUACCGGUACCGUGGAUGAUGCAGCAUCAUCAGCUGUGAGCGACCAUGAACUCUCGGAGAAGAGCGAGCCGGCGCUGGAGAACCAGCGUGGUCUUUCUGAAGCUGUUUGA